Messenger RNA from Brassica oleracea var. oleracea, 1574 nucleotides. RefSeq names its product mannan endo-1,4-beta-mannosidase 5. Gene Ontology annotation, molecular function: hydrolase activity, hydrolyzing O-glycosyl compounds. Lineage: Eukaryota; Viridiplantae; Streptophyta; Magnoliopsida; Brassicales; Brassicaceae. The coding region runs from base 192 to 1487 and encodes 431 amino acids. The transcript has 5 exons. The record is from RefSeq and is a predicted model, not a curated record.
UCACAUUUUUCUAAUGGGAGCGCUUUUCAAAUCUUGGUAUUUUGGUAUAAAGAGAUAAUUUUCCAUUUGGGUUUCAUAAGUUUGGAUUCAUUUGAGUUCAUUCACGGAAGCGAAAGGACAAAACUUUUCCUAAUACUGGGUUCUACCGACAAGAGCUGACUUCGUCAAUCCUGAGUUGAAGUUUCUCAAGCAUGGUUCCGGCAAGGAACGGGUCAGCGAUACCAGUUCUUGGGUUCUUGAUAUGUGCAGCUUUCAUCUACCUCUCAUUCAGGGACUUGUGGCUGAAUCACAAGUGGAGAACGGAGAUAGGGUUUGUGAAACGGAACGGAACUCAGUUCGUGGUGGACGGUAAGGCUCUGUAUGUGAAUGGGUGGAACUCGUAUUGGUUCAUGGACCAUGCUGUGAAUGAACACAGUAGAUACCUUGUGAGUGAAAUGCUCGAAACUGGAGCCAAAAUGGGUCUCACUGUUUGUCGAACUUGGGCCUUUAAUGACGGUGGCUACAACGCUCUCCAGAUCUCUCCUGGCCGGUUCGAUGAGCGAGUCUUCAAGGCCUUGGAUCAUGUGAUUGCAGAGGCGAAGAAGCAUGAUGUUAGGUUGCUUCUUUGCUUAGUGAACAACUUGCAGGCGUACGGAGGGAAGUCACAGUAUGUGCAAUGGGCAUGGCAAGAAGGUGUUGGUCUCAGCUCCUCUAAUGAUUCCUUCUUCUUUGACCCAUCUAUCCGCAAAUACUUCAAGAACUAUCUCACGGCUCUGCUCACUCGCAAGAACUCAGUAACUGGAAUAGAGUACAGAAACGACCCAACGAUUUUCGCUUGGGAGUUGAUAAACGAGCCUAGAUGCACCUCUGAUGUCUCUGGCGACACUCUCCAAGACUGGAUAGACGAAAUGACAGGCUUCAUAAAAUCAAUUGAUGACAAGCAUCUCCUCACUGUUGGCCUUGAAGGCUUCUACGGUCCCAAUAGCCCGAAACGGCUGACAGUUAAUCCAGAAAUGUGGCCCUCUGAGCUUGGAACAGACUUUGUUCGAAACUCAAACUCCUCAAAUAUAGACUUUGCGUCCGUUCAUAUCUACCCUGAUCACUGGUUUCAUAACCAGACCUUUGAAGAGAAGCUAAAGUUCGUGGUGAAAUGGAUGCAAUCUCACAUCGAAGACGGGAUGAAAGAGCUCAAGAAGCCAGUCCUGUUCACGGAGUUUGGGCUCUCGAACCUGAACAAAGACUACGAGCCAUCGCAGAGAGAACGUUUCUACAGAACAAUCUUCGAUGUGGUGUACAAAUCAGCAAAGAGAAGGAAGGCAGGGGCAGGGACGCUGGUGUGGCAGCUGUUCAUGGAAGGCAUGGAAGGUUUCAACGACGAGUUUGGGAUUGUUCCACACGAACAAGACCCCAUGUAUAGGUUAAUGGUCGAACAAUCUUGCAGGUUGGGUAAAGUCACAGGACGUCGUGAGGAACAUAAGUUGAGAAAACUCUGUUCCCACAAACACUGAGAGAAUCAUAUGUACACUGAGUUGUUUUUUGUAUACAGUGAGAUCUGAUUCUAAUUUUGAUCCAACUCUUAUAAUAAAAAUUUACUU